UUACAGCCAAUUCCAAUCAACCAACCACAAUCCAUCUAUUCCUCAAGUUCAUCACACCAUCCAUCCAUCUAUCAUCAACAGCGGCAUCUUGAUAGUGAGAGUCAUCCUAGCUUCAUCCAACUGUUCAUCAAUUCAACCAUUUUGUAUCUUAUUCAGCCGCAACGAUACACCUUUCCCUUAUACCUAUAAACGGUAACUUUUUCUUAGAUUUAGACACCAUAAAAUUUUAAUAACUAUUCAAUCUUGUUUUUAGCAGCAUGUCAUUUCACGACCUUAUCCCUGUGGUCAACAAAUUACAAGAUAUUGUAACUACUACUCAAUUAUCUGAUUUAGACUUACCUAUCUUAGCCGUGGUUGGAUCUCAAUCAUGUGGUAAAUCGUCAGUAUUGGAAAAUAUUGUCGGUAAGGAUUUUUUACCAAGAGGUACUGGAAUCGUCACCAGAAGACCUUUGGUGUUACAAUUGAAUCAUGUCAAAUAUGAUGAUCCUAUCAUUAGUAAUGGUUCAAAUGAUUAUCAACCACAAUCAUCUCCAUUUUCAUAUUCAUCUUCUACUGAUAAUGAUGAAGAAGGUGAAGUUAAUUUAGAAGAUCAUUUAAGAAAACAUGCCAAUGGAGGGAAAUAUCAACCUCCAAGUGAAUGGGGAGAAUUCUUACAUAUUCCAAAUAAAAGAUAUUAUAAUUUUAAUGAUAUUAGAAAAGAAAUUGAAAAUGAAACUUUAAGAAUUGCCGGUACUAAUAAAGGAAUAUCAAGAUUACCGAUCAAUUUAAAGAUUUUUUCACCAAAUGUAUUGGAUUUAACCCUUGUUGAUUUACCUGGUUUAACUAAAAUCCCUAUCGGUGAUCAACCAACUGAUAUUGAAAGACAAACUAGAAAUUUAAUUUUGGAAUAUAUUUCAAAACCUAAUUGUAUUAUUUUAGCAGUUUCACCCGCUAAUGUUGAUUUAGUUAAUUCUGAAUCCUUAAAAUUAGCCAGACAAGUUGAUCCAACUGGUAAAAGAACAGUUGGUAUAUUAACUAAAUUAGACUUAAUGGAUCAAGGUACUAAUGCUCUUGAUAUCUUAAAAGGUAAUGUUUAUCCCUUAAAAUUAGGAUUCAUCGGUAUUGUUAAUAGAUCUCAACAAGAUAUAUCAGAAAAUAAAGCUUUAACUGAUAGUCUUUAUGAUGAACAACAAUUUUUCAGAAAUCAUCAAGCUUAUAAAGCUUUGUCGAAUAAAUGUGGUACGAAAUUCUUAUCUCAAACUUUAAAUAAAAUCUUAAUGAAUCAUAUUAGAGAUAGAUUACCUGAUAUUAAAGCUAAAUUAAAUACUUUAAUGGGUCAAACUGAACAAGAAUUGUUAAGUUAUGGAGAAAUCCCCUCCAAUUUAACUAAUUCUCCUGAAUCAAGAGGAGGUUUAAUAUUAACUCUAAUGACAAAAUUUGCUAAUUCAUUUGUAAAUUCAAUUGAAGGUACUUCAUUAAGUGAAAUUUCUACUAAAGAAUUAUGUGGUGGGGCUCGUAUCUAUUAUAUUUUUAAUGAAAUAUUUGGAGCUCAAUUAGCUGCUAUAAAUCCAACUCAUAAUUUGUCCAUCUAUGAUAUCAGAACUGCCAUAAGAAAUUCAACUGGUCCAAGACCUGCAUUGUUUGUACCUGAAUUAGCAUUUGAUUUAUUAGUCAAACCUCAAAUUCAAUUAUUAGAAGAUCCUUCUCGUAGAUGUGUGGAAAUGGUUUAUGAAGAAUUAAUGAAGAUUGUUCAUAAUGUAUGUUCAUCAAACAUUGGCUUGGAAUUGAAUAGAUAUCCGCGUUUAGAAGCUAAAUUGAUUGAAGUUGUAAGUGAUUUAUUAAGAGAAAGAUUAGGUCCAACUAUCAAAUAUGUUGAAUCAAUUAUUGAAAUUCAUCGUGCUUAUAUUAAUACCAAUCAUCCAAAUUUCGUUGGUGCUGCUAGAGCCAUGAGUCUUAUCGUUGAACAAAGACAAAAACAAAAGGAAUUAGAAUCAAGAAAUAAAUUAAAAUUAGCCAGUGAAAGAAUUUUAAAUUCAAAAAUCAUACGGGAAGAAGGCAGUAAUGGUGAAGAUGAUGAUGAUGAAAUUGCUGAUGAUGAAGAAGAUAUUAAUUCAGUUGAUGAUGUCAUAAAACAACCAAAACCAAUCAAAAGUGGUUCUUCUCAUAAACGUUCCGAUUCUAGCAAGACUAAUUUCUCCAUUAAAUCAGAAUCAACUCCUUCUAAUUUGAAUGGAAAUGCUUAUCCUGAAUCAUUCUUUAAUUAUUUCUUUGGCAAAGAUCCAAUAAUUCAUCAACAACAUUUACAACAUCAAGCUCAAUUAAAUCCAGUUCCAUUUAAAUUCCCAAUUCAUCAAGAAAAUACUUUACAAUUCAUAAACAAUAAUUCUAAUAAUACCAAUGUUCAUUCUACUAAUUCAAGUUCAAAUACCAUUUCAAGUCAUAACCUUACUGAACAACAAUUUAAGCAUUUAAAUUUAAGUGAUCCAUCUCAAGAUGAUUCUACUUCAUUUGAAAGUGAUGAUGCUAUUAAUGAAUUAAGUGAACGUGAACAAUUAGAAUGUGAAUUAAUCAGACGUUUAAUCGUAUCUUACUUUGGCAUCGUUCGUGAAAUGAUUCAAGAUCAAAUCCCUAAAUCAAUCAUGUGUUUACUAGUUAAUUAUAUUAAACAACAUAUUCAAAAUCGUUUAGUAGUGAAAUUAUAUAAUGACGCAUUAUUUGAUGAAUUAUUACAAGAAGAUGAAAAUAUUCAAGCUGAAAGGGAAAAAUGUAUGGAAUUAUUGAAUACUUAUAGGGAAGCUUCAAGAGUUAUAAGUGAAGUUAUAUAAAAUGGUGGUAUAUCUUUUUUUACGUUUUAAAUGUUCUUUUUCUUUUUCUUCUUUUUCUUUUUAUCAUUUUGUUAUUAAAAACCUUCUUUGUAAAUA
Messenger RNA from Scheffersomyces coipomensis, 2900 nucleotides. RefSeq names its product dynamin-related GTPase (gene DNM1). Gene Ontology annotation, cellular component: cytoplasm; peroxisome; membrane. The record is from RefSeq and is a predicted model, not a curated record. Gene Ontology annotation, molecular function: GTPase activity; microtubule binding; GTP binding. The transcript has a single exon. The coding region runs from base 258 to 2804 and encodes 848 amino acids. Gene Ontology annotation, biological process: peroxisome fission; mitochondrial fission. NCBI's taxonomy places the organism in Eukaryota, Fungi, Ascomycota, Pichiomycetes, Serinales, Debaryomycetaceae.